UCGACGACACAAGACUCGACGACAAAAGACUCGACAGAAAGAUCCCGUACCAGAGCUACCCGUUUGGAAAAGCUAAUAAAGAAGCUCGGGGAGCCUAAAUUCAAACCUGAGCUGGUACCUCUACUAGCCAAGUGGAAGAAUGAUCCAAAACAAUUCUUCGGUGACUGGGGCCUCCAGCCCGACAACGCCCGGGAUGGACUGGAUCUCACCUCUUCUCAUGGUGACAGCGUUAUCAAGGAGAGACUAUUUUCAAAAAUGGUCCAUGAAAUUAGAGCGCUUGCCUGUCGAAAGCUGAGUGACAACAUCCGCUGGGUCUUUUCUACAUUAUUCUUUCGUGAUCUCUUGUCCCGAUACUUUAAGGAACGGCACGACGAUGGCUUUUUCCCUCGGGGGGUUACGCUCAAUAAAAAAUGUACUCAAGUUUGUCAGGACUUCGCAAUUUCCAACCCUGACCAGAAGCUGGUUCAAGACAUUGGAAAAUGGGCAAAAGAAGGGCACAUAUUCCAUCAGGUCGGCCAAGUGUUAGGAGACGGCGCACUGAUACUGCUGGCGGAUCAUAUUACGCAAGAUUCAUGGCAGGGAAAUCUACCCAAGACGAAAAAAGGCAUGAUCGAAGGCAUUACACCCCUCAAAACCCUAGUUGGUGAUGAAGUCAAAAAUUAUGAUGCCGAUACAGUGGCAGAAAGCAUCAGAAACUUUCAGAUGCAGCCGCACAAGUGGUUAAAGGAUUCUUCAAACCAGAAGAGGGAGGGGAAGAGGAGGAGCGGAGAAUCACAUACGUCAGUUAGAGGACAAACAACGUUGGGGCAUCGGGAAGCCCCAGACACUUCGGCAGAGGCUGGUGAAGAGACUGAGAGCGGCCACACUGAAGCCACAUUGAAUGACGCGGCGUUAGCUUUUCACACGCCUACUAGUCACGAAAGUGCCCAGAAUGAAAAUAUCGCUGGACUCGCCGGCCAAAACACACGGAUCUCGUCAAAGGCACGAUCACAAAGGGGAAAAUCGCGACGAAUACCGGCCAGUGCCUUCGAAUCCGCUGCAAAUUCCGACGAUCAACCUAGAACCCUCUCUGCAAGUUUGGAGCCCAGGAUCGCGAGGCGGAUGCCAUCCACAGACGAAAGUGACGCACACCAGCAAUCACCAAGGAGGAGCUCACAAGCCGGCUCUAUGGUAUUAGCCAUAGAAUCGGCCACAGAAUCGAAUCUGUCGGCUAAUCCUUCUCGCUCCGACGCAUUGGCUCCAAGCGCUGGUACUGGCGAAACUGAGGUUGAUAUCAGGCCGGAGAAUGAGGAGGAGGUUAGAGAAGCCAAGGCAGGCGACCUUCGGAUGGCAUAUCAGGAUACGACCCCGCUCUCUCAAUCUUUCGAAAAUGAAGCAACGGUAUCGCAUGAAGGCCAUGAAAGCGUCAUGGAAUAUCACAUGCCUUCUUCCUCCGAGACAUAUACGGCGCAGACAAAUGGAAGCAUCGAGAAUAGUCACGAUGCAAUGACAUCGGCUCUCACCACAAUCCCUUUUUCGAAUCCCAGGAGCUAUGGCAGUAAGGAGACUGGUACCACGACAGUGACAGCUACUCGCCAACACACCUACAACUGGUCUCCACAUCCUGAAGUUCAACAGGUUCUAUUCUCCCUACCAGCCCUCCACACUGACUUGAACACUGGAAAUGGGGCUCCAGCGCUGUCACUUGACGUGGUAGAGGAUGUGGCCCUUCCUCCAGCCACAACGGUGCAAAGUUCUUCAAACAAGAAGAGAAAGAGGCCAGUAACAGAGGAGGUGAGAAGCGAAGCCGGGGGUACUGCCCAGCAUCCCUGCGACUGGUCCCCACAACGUCAAAUCACACUGAAUCCGCCGGUUUCCAUACUCGCUUCUCGUAUGAAUUUAGAGACAGGACAUGGAUUUGUGAUGAAACCAACGGUGAAUCUUCUUUCCGAAGAUGCGACGCGGGCCGAGCUGGAAACUCAUGCGCCAUUUGACGGAACUGCUUCCUUCAAUUUUAACCAUAUAGUCGACAGUAACGCCCGCACAGAAGCAACGUUAGCCAACCGCACAACCAUAUUUUCGAAUUUUGAGACCCACGAUGGUGAUCACACCAAGAGUCUUGCGGGAGAAGCCAGGGUCAAAGUUAGGGAUUGCCUCGUACUAAACACUCCCCAUGAUGACCACACCUUAUUGCGAGAUAUCAACACAUUCGAUCUCAGCCAAUUUGCGGCACCGACGGUCGACCCCUUCGACCCCUUCGAUCUCAGUCAGCUUGCGGCACCGACGGUCGACCCCUUCGACCCCUUCGAUCUCAGUCAGCUUGCGGCACCGACGGUCGACCCCUUCGACCCCUUCGAUCUCAGUCAGCUUGCGGCACCGACGGUCGACCCCUUCGACCCCUUCGAUCUCAGUCAGCUUGUGACACCCGCUGGUGAUACUUUUGAUGAAAGGAUGUUAGCCAACUUGGACGGUCGAGCCUUCGAGCAGAGUGCAUUCAAUACGUCUACAAACAGCGCUUCUGGUCUCAGCAUGUUUACCUACCAGCCACUGACGUCCUCGAUUUGAACACAUCUGACAUGCCCACUAAUGACGUCUUUGUCACGAGGCUGCCAGAUCACCGUUCAGACCAAAUUUCACCUAUAGGC
This is a messenger RNA of Cladophialophora immunda, 2624 nucleotides long. RefSeq lists its product as uncharacterized. The record is from RefSeq and is a predicted model, not a curated record. NCBI's taxonomy places the organism in Eukaryota, Fungi, Ascomycota, Eurotiomycetes, Chaetothyriales, Herpotrichiellaceae. The transcript has 2 exons. The coding region runs from base 256 to 2544 and encodes 762 amino acids.